This is a messenger RNA of Mya arenaria, 879 nucleotides long. RefSeq names its product guanylate-binding protein 5-like. The coding region runs from base 1 to 879 and encodes 292 amino acids. The transcript has 4 exons. Gene Ontology annotation, molecular function: GTPase activity; GTP binding. The record is from RefSeq and is a predicted model, not a curated record. NCBI's taxonomy places the organism in Eukaryota, Metazoa, Mollusca, Bivalvia, Myida, Myidae.
AUGUCGAAAAACAUCAGAUUUGGCGGAAGAUGUGAUGAAAGUAACCGACUUUUGCAAAGCGUCCUUCCCGGAUUUGUGCUCACGUUGAGAGAUUUUUCUCUGCGAUUAGUCAAGGAAGGUACGAAACUAACAGAAGACGAGUAUCUUGAAAAGUGCUUGGAAGAUAGAAUAGGAAGAGGUGUUUAUUUCAACAAACCACGUGAGAGCAUCCGAAAAUUCUUUCCUGUCUUCAAACGGAGAUGUUUUGCAUUCCCUGUCCCUGGAGAUGGUGAUGUAAUGGACAAGCUUGAUAGCCUUACAUUUGACGAGCUUUCACCUAAAUUCAAGAAUGUUGCCGAACUGUUCGUGUCAUAUAUCUAUAGCCAGAAGCCAAAGCAACUCCAAAUUAGCAAACCAGUCAACGGGUCUAUGUUUGCCACACUUACCAGGAAGUAUGUGGACGCUCUUGCAAAAGGAGCUGUGCCUGAUGUUGAUGAUGCAUUUGAAAUGGUUGCUAAAAUCGAAAAUGGGAGAGUCAAAGGCAAAUGCAUGGACUUGUUUCACUCCAAAAUGAGAGAGAUACAGUUGCCUCUUUCAUCACCAUUGCUGGAUGAGCAUUUCAACAAAGCCAAGCUGUCUGCGCUUGAAUACAUGCGGCGAAAUGCAAUCAAUGAUGUGGCCAAUGUUGUAGAAAGGGAUGCUCAGAUGGAAAUGGACUUGUUCUGGCAUCAAUUACAACAGAAAAAUGAUGCGGACAAAGAGACAUAUUGUUCGGACGUACUUUCAAGUUUGAAGACAUUCAACAAUUUUCAAACGACAUUGCAGAACAGAGAAUAUGAAGUCAUCGGAGGGCAUACAAAAUUCAAACAAGAUAUCGGUAUGGUUCUUAAAGAUGCUUAA